AUAGUACGGUUAUUUAUUGUUUUGAACUUAGAUUGUGUUAAUAUUACAGGCAUUUAGGAAAAGAGUAAAACCCCAUCUAUGAUAGAAGCGAAAACAUUUUUAAAAAAAUCAACCCCGCCCGCGUGAUCUGAACUGACAGCUGUACAAACAAACCUUCUCCCCUGCCUUCAAUAAAGGAACUAGUGGAAAGCAGACGCGUCUUUUUCUCUGCAACAAGAGUCAAGACGUGUUAGCAAUAACGUCUUUUUAAGCGUUUUUCUGUUUCUUUUGUGGUGGGUGAAGAACGGCUCCGGUAUGACAGAGAACUGCAGCUUCCAGAACCAGCUGCUGUCCGUCAUGGAGGUCCUGGCCAAGGCUGCUGUGGCGGAGAUAGACCGGCGCGUGGAUGACUGCUGCGCGGUGCUCCGGCUGGAGGUGAGCCAGAGCCGGAGGGACAUCGAGCUGCUGAAGACCAAAUGCGAGGGGAUGGAGGCAGAGCUGAGGAGGAGCAGGAUGAGGGCCCGGAGGAAAGUGUGGAGCGCUCCUGCAGAGGAGAGGCUCUCCGCUUCUGUCACGGAAGUUUCUCGAACAGAGAGACGCGAGGAGGCGGAGCCUCAGAACCACCUUCACCAGUGUGCAAACCUGGAGGAACCUGCCAACGAAAGUGAGCGCGUGCAGGUUAAAGAGGAGCAUGCGUGGAGGAUGGAGGACGAACAGACCUCUGGAUCAGAGCAACUGUCGUGUUGCAUUGCCGCCGCACACGUGGCUCAGACUGAAGGUCGUCCUGGAAGCUUUCCAUCACCUGAACGUCUACCCGACUCUGAAUCCUCAGCAGGCCUCGGCACCUUUCCAGACCAGCAGCUACACAGCCACCACGACCAGGCAGAGGUCAUCUUGAAACAGGAGAAGGUGGAAGAGCAUGAAGAGGGCGGCGCUCCCUUCGGUCCGGCCUGCUCUUUUGUUCGUGUGGAAGCUGAAGCCGACCUGUGGCCCGCAGAUUUGUGCAGAGAUGCUGCCGUUUCCUUCUCUGGGCAGCACAUUGAGCAGAUUCCCAACACGUUUGCUCCUCAAAGCAGCUUCCGUGUGGAAAAAAUUCACUCAGCAGAGAAAUCUCACGCCGUUUUGUUGAGUGCAGCCAGGGUGAAGCGCCGAGCUAGAACGUUUGGAUACAGGAGACCCCCUCUGGAGGAAGCACACGGUGUUUCUGGGAAAUAUUCCAUGGAUGCAGGCCCGACUCCUCAUCCGUCAGAGCAUUCGUACAGAGACAACCCGGCUCUGGCGGCCCCCAGCCCCUCCGGGUCCCACUGCAGCCGCAGCAGCUUCAGCCUGGUGAGGAGGAUGAGGACGCCCUGGAGGCCCGGCGUGGGCGAGAAGAGGUUCAGCUGCACCUACUGCGACAAAGGCUUCACCAGGUUCAGUCAACUCAAAGAGCACCUGAGGUGUCACACGGGGGAGAAACCGUUCAGCUGCACGCAGUGCGGUCGCAGCUUCACCAAACAGUGCAACCUGAUCAGACACGCGGUGGUCCACAGUGGGGAGAAGCCCUACCAAUGCUCGCUGUGCGGGAAGUGCUUCACGCAGCGCUCCAGCCUGAAAUCCCACCAGAAAACCGUGCACUAGCAUUCAUGCCUUCCCCCAGAACUUUAUUUAUUUGGCUUUGUGGUGUGUUAGACGUUUGCUGUCCCACAACGGGAAAUGGAUUUGAAAGAGACUGCAAGUCUCACAUUCAUUAGGAGCCAUGUAAGUGGAUUCACGGCUGUGCAUUUGAAAGCAACAACAGUGUCAAUGGAACUGCAAAGGGUUUCUAUCAUCUUAAAAAUUGUACAAAAUUUAGAUCCUUGGUAGAAAUCUCUGUAUGCUGGGCACCAAGUUGCAGACUAAAGUGAGACAUUCCUCAACUUUAAGAACGUUAAAAACCUGUUCAGCUCUCUUACGUUUGGUUUUUAAAUGUCUGUCAUCACCAAGGGUAUUUGAUUUUUGGUUGAAACAUGUCCAGAAACAACAAGAUAAUUGGAACCAGGGUCAUUCUUUAUGUAACUGCUUGUUUUUUAAAUCAGUUACUUCGUUGUUUUGUAAAAUGUUCUAGUUUGUCGUUUGCAGUGAAUCUAAGACAGAAAUGUUUAAAUCUAACUAAGAUGAAAUUGGAGCUAAUUCAUUGAUGCUUCCUUUAUUGUUGAAAUGGUUGAAUUUGUUCAAAAAUAGGUAAUCUGCUUUAUAAUCGGGUACGGCGUAAGUCAUUGACAGUAAAAUAGUAAACUAAAAAUACUUAUUCCUACUUAUUACACAGUAAAUGAUAUGAAUUCUGGUUACUGGUAGUCUUACUGACCUACAAUUGAUUUUCUGUAGUAAAUGGAGCAAAAAAAUCUGUCAAAAUGUUUGACUUUACCUACGAAGCUGCACAGCUUGAUAGAUUGCUGUAGCAUUAUGGGUACUGUAGUCAGGAGCACGGCAGCGUGAUGCAUACUGUCCAUCACUGUUUGGGAACGAUUUAGAGUUCUUUUACUUUUUUAAAUGUACUACUUGCUCACUUUUCACUUUAGUUACUUGUUAAAAUGUAAAAAGCUUAGUAUUUUUCUUUAACCAGAGAACCACAUGUGGCUCCGGAGCCUCAGGUUCAGACCCCUUCUUCUAGCUUUCUAAACAAAACAAACUUGAAUCUCAUUUAAAUGGAGCUGUAAAAACAAGCAAAAUAAAGCAAGAAAGACAUUUUUUCCAACCUAAAAUCUGUCUCACUUCCAUGAUGUUUGAAGGUCAAAUGAGAUCUAGAAUUGAUAGAAACAAAACUAACUUGGAAUACUGAAAAAAACUGCUUUGAUGACUUCCUGCUGUAUAAUAUCAUAAAUACAUUUAUUUCUUCUU
Messenger RNA from Oryzias latipes (Japanese medaka), 2838 nucleotides. RefSeq lists its product as uncharacterized. Gene Ontology annotation, molecular function: RNA polymerase II transcription regulatory region sequence-specific DNA binding; DNA-binding transcription factor activity, RNA polymerase II-specific. Lineage: Eukaryota; Metazoa; Chordata; Actinopteri; Beloniformes; Adrianichthyidae. Gene Ontology annotation, cellular component: nucleus. The record is from RefSeq and is a predicted model, not a curated record. Gene Ontology annotation, biological process: regulation of transcription by RNA polymerase II; embryo development.